CACAUGGGUGCCACGAAGCGAAAUAAUUUUGGCCAACAGCCCACGGCCUAAUACGCGUCAACAACUGAUGCUUUCUUAAAUAACAAUGCGUCUUAUUUAGUUAUUGCACGCCUGAUGCACUUCAGACACAAAAACAGUAAUCCACGGGGGCAGGAUGCUUAUGAAGAUGGACAAGCCAGGGGCACUACAAACGAAACGUUUGGCGCUCGAGCAAACUUUGGUUAUUCAACGCCGAAUAGCGAGAGCGUGAUCGCGGAAGCCAACCCAAUAUAUGGAGCGGUAGAUAUUAAAAGAAAAGAAGACAAAACCGCCAAUUAUAACCCACCUGGAUACGAACCCGUCAAUAUGAAAAAAAGACGAGGCAACGAAGCUGAGUCUCAAGCAGAUCCUGGAUAUGCGACGCCUGAUGUCAAUAGAAGAGAAAUCAAUCUCGUUAAUUCUUAUCCAGAGCCGCGGUAUGAAACUCCUGAUAUCAAAAAGAAAGAGAUCAAUGUCGCUACUGCAGAUUCUGCUUACUCAUCGCCAGAGAAAAAUAAUGCUGAUCUCGAACGCAUUUAUGUUAACGUAGAUCUCUAUUCUCUUCCGGAGGAAAAUAAAAGUACUAAAAAGGUAAGGCGAGACUUUUUUUAUUCAUUGGUUUACGGAUCCGCCGACCGUAAAUAUUCAGAAAGUGAAAAAUAAAAAAAAU
Messenger RNA from Paramuricea clavata, 688 nucleotides. The record is from the annotation of a GenBank genome assembly. NCBI's taxonomy places the organism in Eukaryota, Metazoa, Cnidaria, Anthozoa, Malacalcyonacea, Plexauridae.